AUGCGAGGCAUCGCCGUAGGCUCGGUGGUGGCGGUCCGGCCGAGCCUAACCAGUGUGGACGUGGUGGUGGAGAUUCUCGACGAGGACAUUGUGAUUCCGCGCGGCACGCCUAUAUUCGUUAACCAGUCGGGGCUUAUAGCGGAGACGCUUAUAGACAUGACGCCGCUGCUGCCCAUUCCCGAGUAUGACGCGGGUCCGAGGGAUGCGGGGUGCCGGGAGGAGGGGGUGAUAGUGUGCCAUCGGGAGAGGGUGGAUGGGGAGAUAGGGGUGAGUAUGGAUGAGAUGGUGCGGCUAUAUGUGAAGAUGGGGCGCGAUGCUGAGCGGGAGAAGGCGAAGCGGGAAGGGGAAAGUGCGAUGGGGGUGUGUUGGGACGAGAGCGAGGGCGAUAAGGGGACAGGGGGAGGGGACAGUGAGAAUUCAGAAGUCUCUGUGAGAAUGAGACGGAGUGAGGCAAGAGGGCAUGAAUGCAGGGUGCUUGGGAAGGGAAGUGAGCAACUGAGGGAGCGAUUAAAGCGUGACGACUGA
Molecule: messenger RNA, 525 nt
Organism: Closterium sp. Naga37s-1
Lineage: Eukaryota; Viridiplantae; Streptophyta; Zygnematophyceae; Desmidiales; Closteriaceae
Source: the annotation of a GenBank genome assembly